Harmonia axyridis is the source of this 1043-nucleotide messenger RNA. RefSeq names its product TIP41-like protein. The coding region runs from base 123 to 1001 and encodes 292 amino acids. The transcript is spliced from 3 exons. NCBI's taxonomy places the organism in Eukaryota, Metazoa, Arthropoda, Insecta, Coleoptera, Coccinellidae. Gene Ontology annotation, biological process: TOR signaling. The record is from RefSeq and is a predicted model, not a curated record. Gene Ontology annotation, cellular component: cytosol.
AGGAAUUUUGACAACUUUGACAUUUGUCCCUUCAAUCUUUGCACCUCAUAUCAUUGUUUAUUUAUUAUAAAGGAUACAAGCUAAAUAAUUGAAGAAAACACAAAUAUUUAUUAAUUACAAACAUGAGUAAAUCUGAAGUGAAUGAGGAUAGCCCUAUUCAACGUUUGCCUAUAAAUUCCGAACAAUACACAUUCAACAAUUGGAUUAUAAAAUUCAAAAAAUCUCAUAUAUUGAAUUCAAUGUGUACAACUCCUAAUAUUUGCAGUGAUACCACUAAAGAUUGUUGUAUAUUAUGCACGUACAACAAAACAUUGAAACUCCCUCAUCUACCUGAAAUGGUGUUUCCUAAUAAUAUUCUCACAUUGAUACACCCUGCUGGAGGAAAAAUAGAAUUCAAUACUCUAGAUGCACUUAAACUAGUAUCUAAUGGAAGGCUGCCUAUUCAAGUUGCAUGUGCAGAAGCAUGGAAAGAAAGUAGGUCACCAGAUCAUUUGGAAGAAAAAAUCAGACCAUUUGAUUGGACAUUUUCCACAGACUACAAAGGAACACUAUCGGAAGAUAUAUCAAUUGAAUCAACUGAGGAAAGAAUUGAUCUAGAAAAACUUAAAGUCAAAGAAAAAAUCCUGUUUUAUCAAGAAUUAAUGUUAUUUGAGGAUGAACUACAUGAUAAUGGUAUUUCCUCAUGUACCAUCAAAAUAAGAGUGAUGCCAAGUUGUUUCUUUAUACUUUUACGAUUUUUCCUAAGAGUGGAUAAUGUUAUGAUACGAGUUAACGAUACUAGAUAUUAUCAUGAAUUCAAAACGAACUACAUUAUCAGGGAAUAUAGUAGUAAGGAAUGUGCAUUCAACCUUGUUAAAUUACCUCUUACAUGCUUUGGUGAUCCCAAUCUACUAUCACCCCAUAUGCCAUUAAGAACAGCAGUAUAUGAAAAACUUACUUUUCACAAUAGGAAAAGUGAAGCGUGUGCAAGUGGUAAAUCGAUAAAUGGAAUUCAAGAAUAGCUAUUUAAAGUUUAUUUAAAAAUAAAUACAAUAAAUUCUUCA